Messenger RNA from Clupea harengus (Atlantic herring), 2115 nucleotides. It is a transcript of the gene tspan36, whose product is annotated as tetraspanin 36. NCBI's taxonomy places the organism in Eukaryota, Metazoa, Chordata, Actinopteri, Clupeiformes, Clupeidae. The record is from RefSeq and is a predicted model, not a curated record. Gene Ontology annotation, cellular component: plasma membrane.
AUUUCCAGUUAGUUCACGCGGAACUUGGUACAAAUAGUGAGCUGCAUGCGAAACGGUUCAGUAGAGAGAGGACUCGUCGUUCUUUACUGUAAACUUAUAUCGUACGUAUACCUGAUCAAAGAUGGACUGUGGGAUCAUCACAUCUAAAACUGUCUUGCUGCUCCUCAGCCUUAUGUUUUGGGCUGCAGGAGCUGCAUUGGCCUAUGUGGGAGCAUAUGUCAUUAAGAGCUACAAUAGCUUUCAGAGCUUUCUGGAGGACAAGACCACCCUGAUCCCUGCGACCAUCAUCAUCGUUGUGGCUGCUGUGAUGUUUAUCAUCGGGAUUGUGGGAUGUUGUUCCACCUUAAGGGAGUCCAAGAUUGGUUUAGGCUUUUUCAUGAUAAUCAUACUGCUCAUCUUCGUGGCGGAAGUAGCAGCUUUAGUUUGCAGCUUCAUCUACAUGAAAAGGCUAAAUGGCGAACUAGAGAAAUCGAUGACCACAGUGUUCGCCAAAUAUGACGGAAAUAAUCCAGAAACUCAUACGGUGGAUUUACUGCAGUCUCAGCUCCAGUGCUGUGGUGUCCAAAACUACACUGACUGGUCCGGCACCCCCUGGUUCAGCUCUCACAACAACACAGUGCCCCUGUCCUGCUGCAAGACCAACAACACUGAGUGUACUGGACGCCCAGACCAGCCAAGUCUCCUCAACACUGAGGGAUGUGAACCCAAGCUGGAUAAACUCAUUCAGGAUGUGAUGAGUUAUGCCAUGCUGGUCAUCUUGGGUUUCGCCAUCAUCAAGUUUUUCGGGAUAGUCAGCGUUUGUGUGAUCACAUGCCGAAGCCGCAGAAAUGAUUACCAGCGGUUUAAUGCGUGACCUCAGCGUAGAAGCAUCUGAGGAUCUCAACCACUGAGGAUGGGGAAAACUCUCCUAACCUACACACACACACAUAUAUAUAUGCACCUGUUGCUUACAUCACAAUAAGGUAUUGUUCAUUUGUCACGGUUUCUAUGUUUUUUUUUUUGACGCACUGGGAUUUUAAUGUCAUAAUUAUUUUUAACAUAUCACAGGUUUUGAAAUGUUAUUCAAUAGGAGGGAAAUGAAUACAUAAGCUGACAAAUUAUGCAUUAUAGGAUAUCAAGGCAUGCAUAUGUACAGUACAGCUGUAAGACAUAGCAUCUGUAGCAUCAUUAAGGUUCUUAAGGCUUGCCAGGAAUGUGAGUAGUUACCUACACACAGCUUUCCUCCAUAUCAUUUUUAUGUUACAAUUCUGACAGUUGCAUUCCAAAAAUGCCCUGCUAAAGAAGACCUAUACUGUUGACUGAGCCUGGACUUAUUUACCUUAUUUAUCUACCUGGCUCAGAGAUGGAAGGUGUUAAGUUUCAUGCCAUUUAGUAUCCAUGAACUUUAGAUUAGUGUUUUGAGUUGUAGUUCCCAGUUGAACAAUAGAAUGAGGACUGAUGUUGGUCAUCCUGCAUGCAAGCGUAUUUGGCCCAUGACUUGGUUUGUAAUUUUAUCAGGUUGGUUUUUCUCUUAAAUUGCCAUUCAGUUGGAAUUAUCUGCAGCUGAUUCAAUUCAUUUACUUUAAUAAGAUUUACUUUUGGUAAGGAAACGUGUCUGACAUCAGGAAAUAUGUUUUGGAUAGUGUGGAGUGUGGACAUAGUAAUCUGGUUAAAACUGUUUGUAAUGCCUGCUAUGUAUAUUUCAUGUAUGUUCAAUAUCUACCAUUACAGACACAGAUAUAGUUUGGUAGGCAUAUCGCACUGCAACUCCUGGUAGCCAGCAGCCAGUUCUCAGAAAAUGUGUGCUGCAAGUUCAGAUAACCCUUGCAGUCAACGACUUCUGCAUAUCUUUUAUUUUUGAUACAAUUUGGGAUGCUUUCCAAAAGAUUGUCAAAUAUGGUGUUUCCCAAACACAACAUCCUCAUGUUUUGUGCAAAAAAGGUAAUGUAAAUCAUAUACAAAAGUGUAUUUCCAUAUUUAAGAACUCAACAGACAGGAUAGAUAGUAAUUAGAAAUGCAUGGAUUAUGUUAAAUUGUCUUGCAAUUUUGUAAUGUACUUUAAUGUUAGAUUUUAAUGCUGUCAAUCUAAAUUUAUUUUCUAAAUAAAAUCAACAUAUUUUAUGACCCUAUAAUAUA